Alnus glutinosa is the source of this 1777-nucleotide messenger RNA. RefSeq names its product lipid droplet phospholipase 1. The record is from RefSeq and is a predicted model, not a curated record. Lineage: Eukaryota; Viridiplantae; Streptophyta; Magnoliopsida; Fagales; Betulaceae. The coding region runs from base 175 to 1455 and encodes 426 amino acids. The transcript has 11 exons.
ACAAAUUAAAGUGUCCUUUCUUCCUCCUCUUCAAAGUGGGCACCGGGCGGAAGGCGGCGGGUCCCAUUGAGUUCCACUUUUUCUAACAAACCCGGAACCCAUAUAUAUAAUCCAAAGGGGUGGCUACUGCAACGGCUACCAUUUUUUCUCUGCUUCGUAAACCAACAGUGCUCCAUGGCCUCGGUGGAGUUGGAAGGGGCUUCUUCCGUUGCUGUACAGCAAGCGGAGGUAGAUGGAGGAGGAGGAGGAGGAGAAGGAGGAGGAGGGUUGAAGGGCAACAGGAAGAAGACGAAGAAGGCGCCCUGGAAGCUUGGAUUUGCGUGUCUGAGAACGGAGUAUGAUAGGGAGGGGAAUUUCGACAUGGAGGUCGUUGAUCGUGCUGGAGAGCGUCGCACUCCCACUCACCUUGUUGUAAUGGUUAACGGUCUUAUUGGCAGUGCUCAAAAUUGGAGAUAUGCUGCAAAACAGUUUUUGAAAAAGUAUCCUGAAGAUGUGAUUGCUCACUCAAGAUGGAGGGUGAGGUUGUGGGUUCAAGUCCCACCAGGCAGUGAAUGUAAUCCUUCAAAGUUGACAUUUGAUGGUGUUGAUGUAAUGGGAGAGAGAUUAGCUGAAGAGGUUAUAUCAGUUAUAAAACGUCACCCUGGAGUUCAGAAGAUUUCAUUUAUAGGUCAUUCUUUGGGUGGCCUGGUUGCAAGGUAUGCUAUUGCUAACCUUUAUGAACGAGAUAUCACAAGGGAUUUUUCACAGGGAAAUGGAGAGUGUAGGAGUAAUGGAUCUGGAGAUCCAUGUGUGGAAGAGAAAUUCAAAGGAAAAAUUGCCGGAUUGGAGCCAAUGAAUUUUAUCACCUUUGCAACCCCACACCUCGGUUCAAGAGGGCAUAAACAGGUCCCCGUGUUUUGUGGCUUUUACACUCUGGAAAAAGUAGCAUCCCGCACGUCUUGGUUUCUUGGUAGAACUGGAAAACAUCUAUUUUUAACUGACAAUGAUAAUGGGAAACCUCCCCUUCUUCUUCAGAUGGCUAAUGAUUGUGAAGAUCUUAAAUUUAUGUCUGCUUUGCAGUCCUUCAAGCAUCGUGUCGCCUAUGCAAAUGUGCAAUUUGACCAACUUGUGGGGUGGAGUACUUCAUCUCUACGGCGUCGAGAUGAGCUCCCAAAGCGUCGAGAUCUUUCUAGAAAUGAGAAAUUCCCGCACAUUGUAAAUGUGAAGACAGCAGAAACUUCCAGUACUCAACAGGAAGUUACCUUGGAGGCGAAAGCCAAUGGACACAAGAAUAUCGACUUAGAAGAGGAAAUGAUAAGAGGUUUAACAAAAGUGAGUUGGGGACGGGUUGAUGUUAGCUUCAGUGGAAGUAAACAAAGAUAUUUUGCGCACAGUACCAUUCAGGUGAAAAACUACUGUAUCAAUUCUGAGGGGGCUGACGUGGUCCAACACAUGAUUGACAAUUUUCUCUUAUAAUGGUGUCCCAUCUGGUGGAAGGGGGAAAAGGAUAUAGACAUGCCAGAUGAGCUGGGUAUGGCUUGGAAGUUCAAAAUCCCCAAGGGUUGGACAGUCCAAGGCAGGAAAUUUUUGGUAUAAUGCUUUGUAUGUAUAACAUAUCUGUAAGAGAGACAUGAGGAAUUCUGUUGUAUAAAUAUGUGUUUCUGGUACAGUAGUUUGCUGCUGUCUUAGUAGAUUGCCGUCGCAUAAAGGUCUGGCAUGUAUAACUAGGAACGGAAAUGAUUUUUCACAGUCAAAAGUGUACAACUUUUACACAAUCAAGACACAUUGGUGGGAUCUA